Molecule: messenger RNA, 1164 nt
Organism: Ilyonectria robusta
Lineage: Eukaryota; Fungi; Ascomycota; Sordariomycetes; Hypocreales; Nectriaceae
Exons: 1
Coding region: 307-882 (191 amino acids)
Source: RefSeq, a predicted model, not a curated record
GUGGAUAUGUUUCAACUUCCGUAGGCACUUCACGCUCCAUCUUCUGUCUGGCUGGGCCGUCUGCCAGUGGGAAUCAGAAAUGUUCGGCCUCGUCUUCUGCGGCGUCCAAAACAUGUUUACCAGGUGCAUCGCAAGAGACGAGGCCUCGAUCCAUCUUUUUGCAACGAGAAAUGUCACAGCAACUCGGCUAAUCUCGUGUGGUAAGGCUUCCAGUCGGCACUAUGAUGCCGUCAAUCUAACCCCUCUCGAUUCUGCAGCGAUAAUGAGUCUGCGCCGUUUUGCCAUACUUGGGGAUUCCCAAGCGGCAUGCGAGCCUUCCAGUGCAGCGUGGUGUCUAGCUUGACCAAGGCAGCAUUUACAUAUUACGGACAAACGGGUCGCGACUUCGCCACGACGAUAUUGAGCAACGACGAACCCACGCCGACUAACACCGGCGAAUCAGGCAACAUAGGCGCAGAGAUUAGUAGCGAAUCGAAUGGCAACGAGCUUGAAAGCCGUGAUAGUGGUUCGAAUACCGCUGCCAUGGUCGGAGGUGUCGUGGGAGGGUUGGCAGUGGUGUCGCUGUUGGUUCUGGGCGUCUUGUUCUUGCGACGACGACCUUACAAGCAGCGGGUCACAACUUCGGAGCCUACCCCUAGCGACCCCGUGGGACACACUUUGCACCCACCUGUGGAAGAGUUUGCUUCUAGCACAAGUCUCCAAAGCAAACACCCAAACCAAGCUAGUGUCCCGGUUCGGCCUGAGCUUCAUGGAUCGCCUGAGUUCCAACCAGAGAGCGCCAGCCAUAACAUACCGCCACAGCAGGGUUUCAUAAUCCAAGAACUACCUACGUCUAUCCAGGGACUUGGACGGGAUAAGCGCCAUGGGCCACAGCAGGUGUAGGCUGAAUGUGGUGAGUCCCUGAUGUGACUAGCCACGCGUUGCCUCACUUGACAACAGCAAGAAUCAAUAUUAGCGGAACAAUUCGGGUUCAAAUGACAAAUUCUACGCUGAAACAAUCUCAUUUCCUUUUCUCUUCCGUGAUUGGGGAUGUUGGAUUCUGGAAGCCACUACCCGCCCCAAACACAACACCAUAGCAAUCAACGAGCAAACGCUCAACGGCAACAGCGAAUUCAGCGCCCGCAAAUGCAACGUUGAGCCCUCUCUGUGACGCAUCCGACGGCA